Molecule: messenger RNA, 976 nt
Organism: Phlebotomus argentipes
Lineage: Eukaryota; Metazoa; Arthropoda; Insecta; Diptera; Psychodidae
Product: DNA repair protein XRCC3
Exons: 2
Coding region: 137-976 (279 amino acids)
Biological process (GO): resolution of mitotic recombination intermediates; double-strand break repair via synthesis-dependent strand annealing; t-circle formation
Cellular component (GO): replication fork; Rad51C-XRCC3 complex
Molecular function (GO): ATP-dependent DNA damage sensor activity; four-way junction DNA binding; ATP binding
Source: RefSeq, a predicted model, not a curated record
AUUGCUUUGAGUAUUAAAAUUUUACUACUGACAAUAGCUGUGAAUUGUGUCAAUCGCUCUAUUUGUGAUCCUCUGAAUUUUCCGCAAAGAAACGAGCUAAUUCCUGUACAAAUCUUUCGUUUGUCCAUCAUUUCUGAUGCUGGAAGAAAACAUCUCGGCUGGAUCUUCUCAAUCCCAGAGCAAUCUUCUGCCUGAGUCUCAAGAGAUUCCAACCGUGAAGCAACUCAUGGAGCAAAACCACCCGCCGUGGAGUUCCAUCUCCUUCGGCUGUCGCGCCCUGGAUCAAUUGCUGAACGGAGGACUUCCGCGCCGUGGCAUUUCAGAGCUCUUUGGCGAGUCCGCCAGCGGCAAAUCCCAGAUCUGCAUGCAGCUGGCCGUGACAGCUCAACUGCCUCCGGAUCGGGGCGGAACGGGCAAGGGUGUGGUGUACUUCACGACCACCGCAGGCCGCUUUCCCACCGAGCGUCUGUUCGCCAUCAUCCAAGCGGUCCAGGAACGCUAUCCGGACGUCAAGAGAGAGUUCAUGAGCAACAUCUUCAUCCAGAGCCGCAUCGAGAUCAACGGACUGCUGCACUGCAUUCAGAAUGAAUUCCAGGACUUCCUUAAGACUCACCAGAUCGGCCUCGUGAUUGUGGACUCGAUGGGAAUCUUCAGAUCAGAGAGGGAAACUUCGGCCAGAGCAAAGUUUAUCAGGAGCUUCGCAAUUAGUCUCUUGCAGUUGGCAGAGAAGCACGGAUUCUCUGUGCUGUGCGUGAACGAAGUGGUUUCCAUUCCUGGCCACAGUAAUGUCUUUCCCAGUCUGGGACUCGCGUGGGCGAAUCUCGUCGUGACCAGGCUUCAGGUUGCACGAACGGAGAGGACGACGCAGACUGGAGACAUCGUGCGAACAGUUUCUGUGAUGCAAACUCCGGAAAUUUCUCUGGACUCAGCAGAGUUCAUCGUGACGAGUAAAGGAAUCUACGAUAUUUCCACGUAA